AUGUACAUCCCACUGCCUGAAACUCAGACUCACAACACAGCACCUGGAAGUGCCAGCCCUGCACUAGCCUGCACCACGGCCUCUGUCUCUGAGCUUGCCUGCAUCUAUUUGGCUCUCAUUCUGCAUGAUGACGAGGUGACCCUAAAGGCCCUGGCCAGUGUCAACCUUGGGAGCCUCAUCUGCAACAUAGGGGUUGGUGGACCUGCUCCAGCAGCUGGUGUAGCACCAGCAGGAGGUCCUGGCCUUUCUAUCGCUGCUGCCUCAGCUGAGAAGAAAGUAGAAACAAAGAAAGAAGAAUCUGAGGAGUCUGAUGAUGACAUGGGCUUUGAUCUUUUUGAUUAAACCUCUUUU
Messenger RNA from Cynocephalus volans (Philippine flying lemur), 351 nucleotides. RefSeq names its product large ribosomal subunit protein P1-like. NCBI's taxonomy places the organism in Eukaryota, Metazoa, Chordata, Mammalia, Dermoptera, Cynocephalidae. The record is from RefSeq and is a predicted model, not a curated record. Gene Ontology annotation, molecular function: ribonucleoprotein complex binding; protein kinase activator activity; structural constituent of ribosome. The transcript is spliced from 3 exons. Gene Ontology annotation, cellular component: cytosolic large ribosomal subunit. Gene Ontology annotation, biological process: cytoplasmic translation. Bases 1 to 342 code for a protein of 113 amino acids.